UAAAAGAGGACAAAAAUAUCCAAAGAAAAAAAAAAGGAGAAAAUUUACUUAAUGCUCUUGUUCACUCAAACAUCCAUCUUGGCCUCUUCUUCCCAACAAUCCCAUUGUAAAUUAUUUGUUUAUCAGACAGAAUCUCAGGCGACGCGACAGUGGGGGCUGACAUUUUUUCUCCUACCAGAGAGAGAAAUUUUUUUGCUAUAACUUGUGAGAGCUUCGAAGAAAUUUGAUUUUUGAAUGCGAUUGUCCUUUUAGGUGUCUAUUUCUGUUAAAAAAAAGCUCUGGUACUUCUUCCAUUUUUUUUUCAAACUUCGGUUUCUCGAUCCUCUGUUAGUGUGUCCUUUCCCUUUUUUUGCUGUUCAUAGCUUCGUCUUCUUCUGGACUAAUGAUUUUUCGACCGUUUUCUUCCCAUUUCCCCAAAUUAAUAACCAAUUUGGCUUCUGGGUUUUCUUGAUUCUGUCAAAUUGCUUAGUGGGUCAGUUCCCUUUUUCAAAUUAGAGCAAUGGGUCUUCAAGAUCAAGCCCUUUCUCUGAAGCACUGAUGUUCACACCAUUUCCAGGUCACUCCAAACAGAGGAAAAAUUCUGGGUCUGGUUUGGUUUGGCUCAUUUCUCACUCUUUGGUUGAGAGCGAGAACCAAUUAUAAACCGAUUUUGCUUCUGGGUUCUCUUGAUUCUGUGAGAUUUUUUUUUUUUUGGGUAAGUUCCCUUUAGCAAUAGGUUUUAAAGAUCAAGCCAUUUCUCUCAAUCACUGAUGUUCAAACCAUUUCUAGGUCACUACAAACAGAGGAAUAAUUCUGGGUCUGGUCUGGUUUAUCUCAUUUUUCACUCUUUGAUUUGAGAAAGAAAAGUUCGAGUUGGGGUGGGUUGGGGGGUGUGAAGAUCAAGCUUGACUUGAUUUCUUUUCUUGAAGAAAAAGUGUAUAGUUUCUGAGUCUUGAAGGUAAAGGAGAAUCUGAAAAGCUCAAGGCAGUAGAAAGCAUUUGGUGGCUGUUUUGUUAAUCAUGCUGGAAAUCUUCUAUUUCUAAAGCAAAUCAGAUCAGUUCAAGUUUAGCACUCUACUACUCGAAUCAUUUCCAAUUGGAGAGUCAUGGUGGAAGAUAGUAUGAAGGGACGUCCUGGAGACCGUCAGUCGACUGAAGAUUGGUUGUCAUAUGCGCAAGAGCUGGUUCCACUUGCACUACUAAAGGCUAGGGAGGUCAAAGUGUUUCCUGGUAGGUGGAAGACGAUUAUUAUCAAGAUGGAGCAGAUCCCAUCUCGUUUAUCGGAUUUGUCUAGCCACCCCUUUUUCUCCAAGAAUGCUCUCUGUAAGGAGCAAUUACAGGCUGUCUCGAAAACGUUGGAAGAAGUGACUGAAUUGGCCGAGAUCUGUGUCCAGGAAAAAUACGAGGGGAAGCUUAGAAUGCAGAAUAAUCUUGACUCUUUAUCUGGGAAGUUGGAUUUAAAUUUGCGAGACUGUGGUCAUUUGAUCAAGACAGGAGUGCUGAGCGAAGCUACUUUGCCCGUAUCUGUAACUGGUACUUCGACCCAACCUGAGUCUAACGACCAUAAAAACGUGAGGGAAUUGCUUGCGCGGCUUCAGAUUGGACACUUGGAAGCCAAACACAGAGCUCUUGAUAGCCUCGUCGAGGUCAUGAAAGAGGAAGAAAAUACUGUCCUGGCCGUCUUAGGACGUAAUAACAUUUCUGCUUUAAUCCAAUUGCUUGCUGCAACAUCUCCAUUCAUUCGCGAGAAAGCAGCAAUGGCAAUUUGCUCGAUUGUGGAAUCACGGAAUUGUGAAAAAUGGCUGAUUUCGGAAGGUGUUCUGCCACCUCUCAUACGGCUUGUUGAGUCUGGCAGUGCUCUUUGUAAAGAAAAGGCUGCAAUUUCCCUCCAAAUGCUAUCAAUAUCAGCUGAAACUGCCCGUGAAAUUGUUGGCCAUGGAGGAGCUCAGCCACUACUCGACAUCUGCCGAACAAGCAAUUCCGUGGUGCAGGCGGCAGCUGCAUGCACUUUGAAAAACAUGUCAACUAUUCCCGAGGUUAGGCAAUCUCUAGCCGAAGAAGGAAUCAUUCCAGUAAUGAUAAAUCUCCUUGGGUGCGGAAUUCUCUUGGAAUCAAAAGCUUACGCAGCCGAGUGCUUGCAAAAUCUCACUGCAGGCAGUGAAAAUUUAAGGAACUCUGUGAUUUCACAAGGUGGCAUACGAAGUCUAUUAGCUUACAUUGAUGGCACACCCGCCCAAGAAUCCGCUAUUGGGGCACUGAGGAAUCUACUUAGCUUAGUUCCGAUCGAAGUUAUAACAUCUGUUGGCGUUCUUCCAUGUCUACUGCAUGUGCUUAGAGGAGGAUUGGUGGGUGCUCAGCAAGCAGCAGCAUCAGCAAUCUGUGUGAUUAGCAGCUCACCAGAGAUGAAAAAGAUAAUUGGGGAAGCGGGGUUCAUCCCUCCGCUAGUUAAGAUGCUCGAGGCGAAGUCGAACAGUGUCCGAGAAGUGGCAGCGCAAGCAAUCGCAAGCUUGAUGACACUGUCCCAAAAUAUCAAUGAAGUGAAGAAGGAUGAGAACAGUGUCCCAAAUCUUGUGAUGUUGUUAGACUCUAGUCCUCAUAACACAGCAAAAAAAUAUGCAGUUGCCUGUCUUGUGAAUCUUGCUUUGAGCAAGAAAUGCAAGAAGCUGAUGAUUUCACAUGGAGCCAUUGGGUAUCUCAAGAAACUUGUAGAAAUGGAGGUUCCUAGUGCUAAGAAGCUAUUAGAGAGAUUGGAAAGAGGGAACUUGAGUAUUUUCAGCAGGAAAUAAACGAAAACCGGAAGCAUUACGUUGAAUGCUCGUGAUCAAAUGCUCAAGUUAUUUUUGUCGAUCAAAUCGUUGCGGAUUGUAUAUAUUCGAGUACGACCGAAAAGAGCAAACCGGUUUCCCUUGUUUGUGAGGAUCUGACUGAAACAAUUAGCUUCAAGAACCCUCUCUCUAUCUUUCUUUUUACUCUGUUGGUACAUUUUGUGAUGAAUUCAAGAACAAAACUCUGGAAUUCUAUCUGUAUUUAUAUUUCAAUCCAAUAAAUUAUAUUAGAAAUGCUCUUUCUAAAGAA
Molecule: messenger RNA, 3053 nt
Organism: Cucumis melo (muskmelon)
Lineage: Eukaryota; Viridiplantae; Streptophyta; Magnoliopsida; Cucurbitales; Cucurbitaceae
Product: vacuolar protein 8-like
Exons: 3
Coding region: 1085-2764 (559 amino acids)
Molecular function (GO): protein binding
Source: RefSeq, a predicted model, not a curated record